UCAAGUUUCUCUCUCGAGCCUCACGUCUCUCUCUCUCUCUCUCUCUGCAAAAACUAAACUCCAAAUUUGGUACCUACCUUGACUAGAGUGACUUGCAACGUGCAAACAAUGACUCUCUUCUCCGGCAAGCAGGUAGUCCCGGUGGACUACGAGUCGGAAGUCUCACAACGGCUUCUAGAAGCAUCACUCUCCGGAGAUCUGAAAUCGGCCUUAGAGUGCAUCGCCGAUCCGUUUAUUGACGUGAACUACAUUGGAGCUAUUUGUUUGAAGAGUAGAAAGAGUGAGGUUGUUUUAAAUGACGAGUCAGCCAGUGAAGUCUCUUUUGAUUAUCAAGAGUUAAAGACUGAUGUUACUGCGUUGUUUCUCGCUGUUCAUGCUGGAAAUGUUGCUCUCGUCAAGAAAUUGCUGAGUGUUGGAGCUGAUGUCAACCAGAAACUCUUCAGAGGUUUUCCGAUUACAGCAGCAGUGAGGGAGGGCCACCGAGAGAUUCUGGAGAUCUUGCUUAAAGCCGGGGCAUCUCAGCCGGCUUGUGAGGAGGCUUUGCUUGAAGCGGGAUUCCAUGGGCGAGCUAGGCUUGCAGAACUGCUCAUGGGUUCUGAUUUGAUUCGGCCCCGUGUUGCUGUGCAUGUUCUUGUCACAGCAUGCUGCAGGGGGUUUGCAGAUGUGGUGGGCACUCUACUGGAGUGUGGUGUUGAUGUUGAUGAAACGGAUAGAUUGAUGCUGUUGUCAUCUAAGCCUUCUCUGCAUGCAAAUGUUGACUGUAAUGCAAUUGUUGCUGCUGUAGUUAGUCGGCAGGUUGCAGUUGUCCAUUUGCUUCUCAAGGCCGGUGCAAAGACAGAUUUCAAAGUUAGACUGGGAGCGUGGUCGUGGGAUGCAACUACAGGAGAAGAGUUUCGAGUGGGUGCUGGACUUGCAGAGCCAUAUGCCAUCACCUGGUGUGCGGUGGAGUAUUUUGAAAUCACUGGCACUAUCUUGCGAAUGCUCCUCCAGCAUCUCUCUCCUGACACUCCUCACCAUGGAAGAACUCUCCUCCACCAUGCCAUUCUCUGUGGAAAUGCUGCCGCCGUCAAUGUGCUCUUAAGCAGUGGAGCCAAUGCAGAGGCCUCUGUUAAAACCCAGAAAACAGAGUUCCGACCAGUACAUAUGGCUGCCCGUUUAGGCUCAUCUAAAACCCUCCAAUGCCUCAUUGACUCUGGCUGUGAUAUAAACUCGAGGACUGAUUCUGGAGACACUGCUCUAAUGAUAUGCGCCAAAUACAAGCAAGAAGAGUGUCUGAGAAUAUUGGCUAUGGCCGGUGCUGAUUUUGGCUUAGUUAAUACUGCUGGCCAAUCUGCAACUUCACUCGCUGGUUCAAACCAGUGGUCUCUUGGUUUCCAGCAAAUAAUACUUGAAGUUAUCAGGGCUGGAAAGAUUCCCAUAUCCAGCAGUGCUUCUGUUUUCUCUUCACUAAUCUUUGUAGCUCAAGCUGGUGAUAUAGAAGCCUUGAAAGCACUCAUCAAGUGGGGAGAAGUUGAUAUUGAUUAUCAGGAUGAUAGUGGUUUCUCAGCCGUCAUGUUUGCAGCUUUAAAUGGUCACGUUGAAGUAUUUCGACUGCUGGUCUAUGCCGGGGCUGAUGUAAAGCUUUGUAACAAAGCUGGCGAAACUGCAAUCACCCUUUCUGAAAUGAAUCAGAAUCACGAUCUGUUUGAGAAGGUGAUGCUUGAAUUUGCUCUUCAAAUGGGCAACCGCAAUGCUGGAGGAUUCUAUGCAUUGCACUGCGCAGCACGGCGUGGGGACGUGGAUGCAGUCAAAUUAUUGAUAAGUAAAGGUUAUAAUGUAAAUGUCCCUGAUGGGGAUGGCUACACUCCUCUCAUGUUGGCUGCUAGAGAGGGCCACGGGUCCAUGUGCGAGCUCUUGAUCUCACACGGGGCUCAAUGUGAAAUCAAGAACGCUAGAGGUGAAACAGCACUCUCACUCGCAAGGAGAUAUGUUGGCACAAAAAAUGAGGCAGAACGAGUAAUACUAGACGAGCUUGCUUGCAAGCUGGUGUUAGGUGGUUCACAGGUACUGAAACACACCAAGAGAGGGAGUGGUGUUCCGCAUGGAAAGGAGAUAAAAAUGAUCGGAGAAGCUGGCGUUCUUAGAUGGGGAAAAUCAAGUAGGAGAAAUGUAAUAUGCAGGGAAGCAGAAGCGGGGCCAAGCCCAACCUUUCGUAGGAAUAGGCGGAGGAGGGGUGAUGCUGAUGUUCCUGGUCUGUUUCGGGUUUUGACUACUAAGAACAAGGAGGUGCACUUCGUAUGUGAUGGUGGGCUGGAGAUGGCUGAGCUCUGGGUCAGGGGAAUACAACUCAUGUCAAGGAAGGCUAUCUGCGGUUAGGUAGCACAAUGGGACAUGGAUUGGAGGGUCAUAUCUAGGAAGAGCAUGUAUAGAAUUUUAGAAGCACUUCAUCUUGAAGGAGGCCGUCACAUUUCGUGACAAAACUCCUGCUGCAUGGAAAGGCCAUCCAUGGCUGAAUUGAAUUGCUGGAUCUGGCUUAGUAAUUAGAUGUUUAGAAGAUACUUCAUCUUGAAGUAGGCUGUUGCUUUUCAUGCUUUGGUUUUGAUCUCAAUAGCUGUAAAUGUUUCUCUCUUUCUUGUUUUUUUUCGUUCAAAUUAAAAUCAGCAGCAUUUGAUCACCAUGCA
Molecule: messenger RNA, 2660 nt
Organism: Populus euphratica (Euphrates poplar)
Lineage: Eukaryota; Viridiplantae; Streptophyta; Magnoliopsida; Malpighiales; Salicaceae
Product: ankyrin
Exons: 4
Coding region: 109-2355 (748 amino acids)
Molecular function (GO): protein binding
Source: RefSeq, a predicted model, not a curated record